UCAUACAAGGCACUCUCCCAUACUAAGCCCUCAUUUUCUGGCAUUUAUGAAGCGGCUCGUUCCUAUCCCGACACGGACGGUACUACCACGGUUCCAAGACUUAGUAGUCCCGCCAGAUGAGUACAUCAGGCAUCAGUUCCUGGCCACCUCCCCUAGUAACAAAGCCGCCACAGCGUCCAAGUUGUUCAAGGAGCAGUAUAUCACGAAAGAGUCCAGACCGAAAACCCUAGCGCUUGAUCCCAAGCUUUUUUCUCCCAUGAUGCGUGAGGUGUUGAAACCGCUCUAUGCAUCCGCCCUUGCAGAUCGAGUCUCUGCGAAGCUCCUCAAUGAUGACCAAAGCUGGAACUUUGUCCAGGACUUGCGGUUGCGGCACGUGCCGUAUCCCAAGACUCUCGCGGAAAAGAGACGGCGGAUGGCGUCAAACCCCGGGAGCUAUGGGUUGGAUGGGCCGGAUCAGCUCGUGGUGGGGAGGUACAUUAACAUCUUGAACGAUUACCCGGUGGUUAUUGUGCUCCAGCAUACGGGAAAGUUAACCACCGAUAUAUCCUGGCUCAAACUCUUGGGGGAGUUGGAUACCACCGUGUACCACGCCGAAAAGAUCGAGGAUUUACUUUUUGCCCGUGCCAACCAGGAAAUAACGUCCCUGGAGGACCCCUUUUCUCUGUAUCUUGUGGAACGCUCCACCGAAGAGCCUGAGUUUACUCCUAAGCAGUAUAUCAUCGCCGUUUCCCAGACAACGCUAUCCGACACGUCUCCGUCGCAGCUUCACACGCUUCUCGACAAGUAUCGUGUGGACGUUUCUGUCGUCUGUGCGCGUCUUUUGUUGAACAACGACGCUAUAAAGAGCGAAAUAUUGGCGACGAUUGGCGGCUCUUCCGAGAAGGGAGAGUUUAUGAAACAGGCCAUGGAGCGAACACGCACUCGGAGACUCACCGAACAGACGGGCGCCGCUGGCGGCAUGGGGAAGUGGCUUAUUAUGUUAGCGGAGAAGGGGUUGUUGCGUGUAACUGACUCUACGACUAAGGAUGGUUCCGAAUGUUCGUAUUUAUUUAAGGAAUAGAAAACGCGGAUAUGAGACGAAAAGUGAGUGUAUGCCACAACGGACGAGAUAUAUGAAGGGUGAUGUGAAACUUGAGGCUGCGAUAUCAAAGAGUGAUAUGUCAUAUCCCGGCUGUGAAAUAUACGGAUGCUAUAAUGAGAUUUCCGGCCAUAUCCACUUUUACGUAGUACCGAAAAGGGAUCUCAACCUAGUCCAAUACUCUUUCUAGUAUCAUUGUAAGUUUGAAAAAGGAUUUCAGUC
This is a messenger RNA of Babjeviella inositovora NRRL Y-12698, 1300 nucleotides long. RefSeq lists its product as uncharacterized. The coding region runs from base 47 to 1060 and encodes 337 amino acids. The transcript has a single exon. The record is from RefSeq and is a predicted model, not a curated record. Lineage: Eukaryota; Fungi; Ascomycota; Pichiomycetes; Serinales.